Messenger RNA from Paramecium pentaurelia, 1157 nucleotides. NCBI's taxonomy places the organism in Eukaryota, Ciliophora, Oligohymenophorea, Peniculida, Parameciidae. The record is from the annotation of a GenBank genome assembly.
AUGAGAUUAAGUCUAAUAAGUGCAAUGUUUUCUUCAUCCAAUUCAUAAGUAUUAACUACAAAAGUAGGAUCAGCACUUAAUAUAAAACUAAAUAGACCAAGUCAAUUGAAUGCCCUUAAUUUAUCUAUGAUUGCAGAACUAAAUUAAAUCUUAGAUCAAACAAAUUAGACAUCUUGCAUCAUUUUGAGUGGAGAAGGAGGUAAAGCAUUUUGUGCUGGUGGUGACAUUAAGACAUUAUAUUUUGCAAAAACAUAACCUUCUGAAUAAAAUCCACCAAGUGCUUUAAAAUAGUUCUUUUUUGAUGAAUACAAAUUAGAUUAUAGAUUAGCAACACUCAAACCAGUAUUAGUGGCUUUGAUGGAUGGAAUAGUAAUGGGAGGAGGAGUAGGAAUGUCAAUUCAUGCACCUGUUAGAAUAGCAACUGAAAAAAGUGUAUUUGCAAUGCCAGAAGCAAAAUUAGGAUUAUUUACAGAUGUAGGAGGAGGAUACUUUCUUUCUAGAUUACCACAUAGAUUAGGUUAUUAUUUAGGUUUAAGUGGAUUCAGAUUGAAGGGUGCUGACUUAGUUCAUGCAGGUUUAGCUGAUUUUUAUGUAUAAUCAUCAGAAUUGUAAAAUUUAAUUUCUAAAAUCGGAACUAUUUAAAGCUAAAACCUCAAUGAAGUUAAAAACAUUGUCAAACAAUUCUAACCAAAUUAAGUAUUAAGAAUUUAUAUAUUCUUUUUAGAUACCAGAAUUUACUAUCAAACAAUAAUUAUAAAACAUAGAACCAGGAUAUUCAGGAGAGAGUUUAGAAUAGAUAUUUAAUAAUCUAUAAAAUCAUCAAAAUUAAAAGUUUGGACAAGAUAAUUUAAAGAUAUUAAAAGAUUAAUGUCCACUCUCUUUAAGAAUCAUAUUUGAAUAGAUUAAAAGAGGUUAAAAACUUGAUCUUAGAGAGAAUUUAAAGAUGGAUUAUAGAAUUGUGAGAAGGUAAAUUAGAUAUAUAUAUAUUUAUCAAUAGAAUUAUGUAAGGAACUGACUUCUUUGAGGGAGUGAAAUAAGUAUUAGUAGACAAAAAUCAUGUCCCAAAUUGGUCAUUUAAGGAUGCAUUGACUAUUCCUCAAUCUGAAGUUGACAAAUAUUUUAAAGUUCUUGAAAAUGAAGAAGAGCUUGAUAUUUGA